GUCUCAAAACCUAGAGUCCUUUGUCUGCAUUUAGCUUCCCCUCUUGCUCACGAUGGCCUUGGCUAACUUCGCUAAGUUGAAUACAAUGCAGCAACUGAUGAAAACUGACAGGAACGUGCCUACUAUGUCGGACGACACAAUCCUUGUCAAGAAAAUACUGGCAGAUCAUAAUCCUGAUGGACUAGAGCAUGACGUCAAGCCACUCCUCCGUCUUGUUGAAGACAUUCUUAAACAUGCCACCUUGGAAUCUGAAGGUGUUUCAAUGGGUACCAUGGGAAUUGGUGAUCAAGUUGAUGACAGAGACCACCCUGCCAGCUACUUCACCGUCAUGGAGAGUCUAGCCUACAGGAUAGAUCGGAUAGCCUGCGAGAUUUCCUACAAGGCUCUAAGUGGCGUGGAUGCGCACACCACAACAGUUUCAAUAUUUGACAUGCUUACAAAUUUCAAGUGGGAUGUGAAGUUGGUGCUGGUCUUGGCUGCUUUUGCUCUGAGCUAUGGAGAAUUUUGGCUGCUCGCCCAUAUUCAUUCCACAAACUCUCUGGCCAAAUCAAUGGCUGUCCUGAAGCAACUUCCUGGUAUCAUGGAGCAUGCUGGCCCAUUGAAACCAAGGUUUGAUGCGCUUAAUGAUCUUGUCAGGGUCAUAUUGGAGGUUACAAGAUGUGUCAUUGAGUUCAAUGACCUGCCUCAGACAUACAUCACCCCAGAUGUGUCAAGCUACACCACUGCCUCUGCCCAUAUCCCCAUUGCUUCCUACUGGAGCGUUAGGGGCAUUAUUGCUUGCGCCACUCAGAUUACAAGCCUCACUACUAUGGGCUAUGAGUUCAUGCUGUCAACCACAGAGGCUUGGGAGCUAUCCACUUUGGGUCACAAGCUCAAAACCAUCCUUGAGCAUCUCAGGAAGCACCUGGAUGUCUGCUACAAAUACAUUGAGAAAAAGAUGGAUGCCGAAGCCUAUGAAAUGCUGUGCGAUCUCUUCAGGAUGAUUCACAUUGACAACAUGAGGGUUCUAAAGGCUCUGAUAUAUGCUAGGGAUGAUUUACUCCCUCUCUACGACGGUGCUACUAGGAAAAGGGUUGGGAUUGAUGUGCUGAGGAGGAAAAACGUGUUGCUGCUAAUCUCGGGUCUGGAUUUCUCCCACGACGAGCUGCUAAUCCUUGAACAGAUAUACAAUGAAUCGAGGGUACACGCAACAAAGCUGGAGAACAGAUAUGAGUUGGUGUGGAUCCCAGUUGUGGAUCGUCUCACCGGCGAUCAAAUGACAGAGCAACAGCAAAGGCAGUUCGAGAACCUGAGAGAGACGAUGCCGUGGUACUCUGUGUAUCAUCCUUCAUUGAUAAGCAAGGCAGUGCUUAUGUUCGUCCGAAACGAAUGGAAGUACAAGAACAAGCCAAUCCUGGUAGUGUUGGAUCCUCAGGGCAGGGUAGUAUGCCCUAACGCCAUCCACAUGAUGUGGAUUUGGGGAAGCAGCGCCUUCCCUUUCACCAGCUCAAAAGAAGAAGCCCUCUGGAGGGAAGAAAGCUGGCGUCUGGAGCUCGUCGUCGACGGUAUCGACACCGAAAUACUCAACUGGAUGAAGGAUGGGAAGUUCAUAUUUCUGUACGGAGGAGAUGACUAUGUGUGGGUGAGGAACUUCGUGAGGGAAGCAAGGAGGGUACAAAUGGCGGCACGCAUACCAUUAGAGAUGGUGUAUGUAGGGAAGAGCACGAAGAAGGAUCAGGUACGGCGAGUUCUUGAGAGCAUAAUGCAGGACAAGCUCAACACUCACAGCUGGCAAGAGCAGAGCAUGAUCUGGUUCUUCUGGACCCGACUCGAGAGCAUGCUGUUCUCCAAGAUUCAGCUGCAGCAAGCCGAUGAUCAUGACCUGGUGAUGCAAGAGAUCAAGAGGCUUCUGAGCUAUGACAAACUGGGCGGAUGGGUAAUUCUGGCAAAAGGGUCUCGCAUUGUGGUGAACGGCCAUGCCAAUACUGGGUUACAGACCCUGAUGGAGUACGACACUAUGUGGAUGCAGAAAGCUGAGAAAGAUGGUUUCGAUAAUGCUUUUGCAGAGCAUUACAGGAAGCUUCAUGCAGUAGAGAAUCCGUGUUGCAGAUUCGAGUUUUCUCAUGCGAUGGGCAGAAUUCCAGAGAGGCUGAGGUGCCCUGAGUGCCAGCGUCACAUGAACGUUCUUACCACCUUCCAGUGCUGCCACGAUGAAGCUGCCGAUGAGGCGUUCGUGGUCAGCGCCGUGUCUCCUCCCACCAUAUAAUCCAACACACACGCCUCCACAUGUUCUCGUCACUGUUCUGUUUCAUCCCGUUAAUUUCAAUUCUGUGUGUUUUUGUUACGUACUCACCCCCCAUGAGUGGCCAAGGACGUACGGUUUCGCUCAGCCAUCGCACGUCCUCGUGUGCCUUUUCACGCUGAGGGGAGUGAUCCUUUAUUUUGUCAAGAGCUGCUUGUCAUGUGAUUGAUAUCAAUCAAUAAUACCGCA
Neltuma alba is the source of this 2470-nucleotide messenger RNA. Its product is annotated as protein SIEVE ELEMENT OCCLUSION B. The transcript is spliced from 7 exons. Bases 53 to 2245 code for a protein of 730 amino acids. The record is from RefSeq and is a predicted model, not a curated record. Gene Ontology annotation, biological process: phloem development. NCBI's taxonomy places the organism in Eukaryota, Viridiplantae, Streptophyta, Magnoliopsida, Fabales, Fabaceae.